This is a messenger RNA of Cyprinodon variegatus (sheepshead minnow), 813 nucleotides long. Its product is annotated as tetratricopeptide repeat protein 13-like. Gene Ontology annotation, molecular function: protein binding. The transcript has 3 exons. Bases 36 to 461 code for a protein of 141 amino acids. Lineage: Eukaryota; Metazoa; Chordata; Actinopteri; Cyprinodontiformes; Cyprinodontidae. The record is from RefSeq and is a predicted model, not a curated record.
GUCACUGUGAGAUCUUAUUACCCGUGUUGUGUCCGAUGUUUCUCCUUCAUCAGGAAGCCAUUGAGACAUUCAAAGAGGCCUUGAAGUUGAAGUCUGACUUCAUAGAUGCAUAUAAGAGCCUUGGGCAGGCCUACAGAGAACUGGGGGAUUUUGAAUCUGCUAUGGACAGCUUCCAGAAAGCCCUAAUGCUUAACCAGAACCACAUCCAGUCUCUCCAGCUCCGAGGCAUCAUGCUGUACCACCACGGCUCUCUGCAGGAGGCCAUUGGGAACUUUAAGCGUUGUCUCCAGUUGGAGCCGUACAACGAGGUGUGUCAGUACAUGAAGGGCCUGAGCCAUGUGGCCAUGGGUCAGUUCUACGAGGGCAUCAAAGCUCAGACUAAAGUCAUGCUGAACGACCCUCUGCUGGGACAAAAGGCCAGCUCAGAGUACCUCAAAGUGAAAUACCUCCGAGGUGGGUGAGCCUACGCUUAUAUAAAACCAAAAACGACGACUGUCCUGUAACAGAGGGUUAAUGCUGUAUCAUUCAGUACCUGCUAAGGGACUUUUGACUCUUUUCAAAAUUGGCAGUUUUUGAGACAUGCAAGACUUUGUUUAGGAAUCAUGAAAAUACACAAUCAACCCAAAACUCUUCAUCUGUGUCUUAGCUGAGUUUCUGUAGUUGCGUAUACUCUGACAUUCACCUGUUACUCCAACAAUAAUAGGUUUGCAUACAUCAGCAUGUUCUAUUUAUUAUGAAUGUAAUUUAGCCUUUUUUUGUUAAUAAACACCAGUGAAAGCAUUUAUUUGUAUUGGAAAUAGUCAAAAGACAAAA